GUGCACCGGGAGUAAAUGCUGUUAACUAGAAGCACUGUGUACUCCAGGCUGCAGUAGACUGAAAACUGGAACUGGAACUGCUGGAACCUGUAGUUCCACAGUAAGUGAUGCGAUGAAGAAUGCAGAUUCCUGACAGGUGCAGAGGAUACGUGUCCGACAUGGUUACAUCAUUCAACAGUGGGAAGUCUAUAUAAUACUACAUUCUCUUGUUCUCCUGGGAGAGCAUUAUACUGGAUGAUGCCCAUGGACUGAGAGAUGACUAGAUACCGACCUGUACAUAUGCUCCUUUACGUCUGGUGAGACCUGGUCGGAUUUAAUUGUGGGAAAAAUGGCAGCAGAGGCUAACACAGGGGAACGUACCCCUCACACAGACGAGAGGCGAUCCACAGGACGGACCAACAAAUCCCCAAGAAAAGUAAGACCUGCAGGUGGGAAGAUCAGAGGUGCUGAACAGGCCAGCAAGUCAGGAAAGCCUGAAGACGAGCAAGAGGUGAGGUCUUCAGUGUUACAUGGUAAGGUGAAGGCCCUGAAGGAAAAGCAGAUAAAGGAGCGACGGAAUGAAUCGGUGCAUUCGGAUUGUUGCAGUGGUGAAGGAGAGGUGUUUGAAGAUGCACUGGUGACUCCCCAACUUCGUACAUAUCUUACCGAAGAGUUGCUGGAUUGCAGCAAGCAGGCAUCAAGUUCUGCUCAGCCAGAGAUUUGGGGAUCUGAUGAAUUUUGGGGGACUAGCAAUCUGAAUGGAUCAUCAAUAAGUAACUGCAGUGGUUGCAAAAUAGAAAACUUCUCUAACUUCAUUGCGAAUAACGAGAACAACACGCAAUUCUGGUCUCGAGACCGGCUGUACUCUUCCUCUGAUGAGUCCCCCUGUGCGCCACAGAAUGCUAGAAUGGAUCCCGCUCUUGGUCUGAGCCUGGCUGAGAGGGUGGAGAGAAACAGACAGGAACUGAGAUGUAAAUUUAACCAAGGAGCCUAUUACAGUGCAGACGCUGUAUACGGUGAUGUCACAUGUCAAGGGCAGGAUAUGAAAGAUGGCAGCUGGUUAUGCCCUGGCGAUAUAGAUGGGGACUCAGGUGUGUCCAUACCUGUGACAGAGGACUGCAGGGAGCUCAGCGUCCGUCACGAACAGGCCAAGCAGCUGCUGCACAGAGCACGGAUGAAAGCAAAGGGGGCCAGUCCCUUGCGAGCCUCCCACUGUGUCCUGCCACAUCCAAAUUCGCAGCCUCCAGUUUGCCGGGGUGCCAGUGUUCCAGGUGCUUUGACAGACGGAGGUUCUCAAAGUGACAGCUCCAACAGCGACUACUGUUCUUGGCACAGGGGUUCACGCGGGUGCUCUCCAUCACAUGUACGCUUCCAGGAUGAAUCAGAAUGGGAUGUUGAAGAGCGAUAUCGAGAACGAAAACAGGUUCCACUGACAACCUCUGUGACCACCACUCCACCCUCCAGAAGACAGUCAAACAGUCCUGUUUCCUGGGCGGAGCAACGGUCAUCAUAUGGGAAUGGACAAUGUGGGACAUGUGGCUCUUACGUCAAGGGAUCAGGAACCAGCCAGGCUGCCAUGCACGGUACAAACUUACGUAAUGUUCAUUUGGGCUCAAAAAUUACUCAGGACGGUUCCCUUAGCACACCUUUGGGGGGCAAGCCUUCACCUCACUGGAUUUUGCCUUCUCAGCCGUGGCGAGUCCAUACUGAACUGAUCCGUGAGACGCACAUUGGCGGGGACUCCACUGCAGACUCCUCGGGAGAAGAAGAAGGCAGUCGUAGCCACAGUAAGAAAAAUAGUAGCUGGGCAACACACAAGAACUGCACAAACAGCACACCAAAUGAAGUUCUGGGUCACGGAACCAUAUUAUACCCUUUAAAUGCGUCAAAUAGUGAACAAGACAUUGACAUGAAAAAUGGUACGACUAGUUCUGCUCUGGAAACUCAGCUGAAGAGUAACUUGCCCGUUUUAGAAUCCGGUUCUACAGCCAAAGUAUCAGAACCCAAUCUACAAACCGGAAUUGUUAGCAGAGGUUAUCAUGUGGACUCAAUAAGAACUGGUUUACAGAAAAUGCCACAAGAUCUGGAGACUAGACCGGGAAGAAAGCCCCGGAAUUCAUCUGUAGAAUUUGGGAAGAGAUCCAAUGCAUUAAAUACAGAGUUGGGAAUUUGCAACAUUGUGUUGAAUUUAGACUCUAGGCAAGGAACCUACAUAGUUGAUCAAGCAGUUAGUAGAACCCAGACAUCUCCCAUGGUACAGUGUAAGUCACAUAUGGUUUCCCAAUCAGAUUGUGGCCCAACUCCAUGCAGUUUCAGCACUUCUAGGCAUGUGCCUAUCCCUCCAUCUGGGAAAGCCCCCAACGUGGUGACACCUAGAAAUGGUAGACUUAAAAUCCGUUCAGAAGGCAUCAAACAACAGCUAUGUAACGUACAGGGAGGAGAUGUAAUACAAACCUCACAGGACAGGAAGGGAAUUCAGUCUGACCCAGUGCCAAAAUCUAAAAGGUUGAAUCAAGAAGGUCUUGGGGAUCUGGACAAUUACCAGCUUUCUACUUCCAGCAUGAGACCUAAAGAACCUAAAGCUGGAGAGCCCUCAGAGGGCAGGAAGACUAAGGAAGUGAAGGAGGGUAGGACAUCAGUGAAGCAACAGGUGACAAGGGAACAAAGGGAUGGUGAAAGCUCUCACACCAGUAGCAGGCACAGGAUCACAAGACAUCAGUCAGCUACAGAACAUAGGGAUUCGGGGGUUACUCACAGCCAUUCCAGGGAACAAGCGGCAAGUGAAAUGCGUUAUCCAAAAAUGGAAGAAAAGUGCACUGAGAAACCAAGGACAAAUGGGCAAUUGCACAACAACAAUGCAGACACAGGAUCUGGCAACAACACCUUAAUCUGCCAAACGGCCAGUCCGGUAUCCUCUGUCAUGGACAGAAGCUUGGAGGCGCCAUUGGAGCGCUCUUGGCAGCCUGAGGUAAAAAAGGGCGACAUCCGUAGCGGGAUGAGGAAAAUUUUCGACAGCAUUGGCCUAACAUCACGACACAAGCUGAGCCGUUUCCAGUCUUCUAGUUUGGAGCAAAUACCUCCCUUAGGCCUUCAUGAAGGAAACGCUUUAGCAAACCGGGACAAUGAUUCGAGCGAUGGAUCAGUAAAGCCGGGCAAGAUAAAGAAGAGCCCAUCGCUGCAGUCCCUGAAGCUGAUGUCGCCAUUUCACUUACCAAGAAAAGCAUCCUCUGUUCAGAACUUGCUGGGAAAAUCGGACCGGUCUGCUGUUUACGUUACAGGAAAUGCUCCAAGGCGGGUACUCAGUGUGGAGGACAUUGGAUCACCUGGCAUGGCUCGCGCAGUAGGGAAAGUAGCAGAGGUUUACCCGGACGGAACUCGCCUUUUAGAACUGAAGUGCCCAGAAAAAGGAGGCUUUGGGUUUACCAUUUCAUCCGGCAAUGGAAGGCCAGACUCAGGUAUCUACGUGCAGGAAAUGAGUGAUGCCAACACUGCCAAGCUUUAUUCCGGCUUACUCUAUGUGGGAGAUGAGAUCUUGGAAGUGAACGGUGCUAAGGUGUCCACGCUUGGACUAAGUCGUACGACCGAGAUCAUGCACCGUGAACCCAGUUUAUCUCUGCGUGUGCUACACCAGAGAAGGACCAAGUGCUGAGAGGGACACCUGGCUGACCGGAACCUGAAUAUGGUUCGUGUAGACAGUGGUUGCAUUUUUCCAGGAAAAUAGGUCACUGAUUAUACCUGGAACAUUUAUUGCUGUUUCCAUCUCCUGAUAAAUGUGGAUACGGAAUAUUACUGCUCAUCAGUCUCAGACGUGUGAUGUAUUUUCAUGAUGUCUGUCUGUUUACCAAACUGUUUUGCACUGUCUUUUUACAUCAUGUUUUGUUUAACCAACAAGACUGGUGCGGCACCUACAGUAGACGUCUGCCACCUUGGUACUGAUCCUCGUUUAUACACACAUAAUCCUCAGUAUGAAUAUAGACCUUUAUACCGCACAGUAUUAUGCUGGUGAAACACAAACGGACGUGGUUCAUUGUCGUGAGAAACAUUUCCCCUAUUGCACAGGUCACACUCCUUGUUUAUUUGUGUAUUUAUGAAUCUGCUGUUCCUCACUGCCUAUAUGAGUUUAAUAUAUUAAACAUUUCUAUAUA
This is a messenger RNA of Pseudophryne corroboree (corroboree frog), 4124 nucleotides long. Its product is annotated as KIAA1614 ortholog. Gene Ontology annotation, cellular component: nucleus; cell cortex; apical plasma membrane. The coding region runs from base 329 to 3628 and encodes 1099 amino acids. Gene Ontology annotation, biological process: regulation of cellular localization; centrosome cycle; establishment or maintenance of cell polarity. Gene Ontology annotation, molecular function: protein binding. The transcript is spliced from 10 exons. The record is from RefSeq and is a predicted model, not a curated record. Lineage: Eukaryota; Metazoa; Chordata; Amphibia; Anura; Myobatrachidae.